Molecule: messenger RNA, 2699 nt
Organism: Plodia interpunctella (Indianmeal moth)
Lineage: Eukaryota; Metazoa; Arthropoda; Insecta; Lepidoptera; Pyralidae
Product: nose resistant to fluoxetine protein 6-like
Exons: 13
Coding region: 261-2522 (753 amino acids)
Molecular function (GO): acyltransferase activity, transferring groups other than amino-acyl groups
Source: RefSeq, a predicted model, not a curated record
CGCGCAGUGUUCGCACAACUGUCGACUCCGGCGCAACGCGAAUGCGCACCAGCCUCGCCUCUUGCCGUAGAGCUUCCACGAGGCUUUGCCAAUAAACCCUUUUUAAGAACUGUUAUGAACUAAAGUGAUAAUAAAAAGUGUUUUUGUAAUUAGUCCCAUUGAUGAUUGCUGGAUUUUAACUCUUCCAAGGUACUCCCAAAGUACUAUUCUUAAAAGGAAAGACAAAAAUGUUAUAUGUGUUUGCCUGCUAACAUUUCAUAAUGUUUAUAAACAAUAGAACGAUGUUCUUAACGACAGUUUUAGUGUUAAUAAGUGCGGUGGGUGCCAAUGUGAACUCCUCAGCUAGUGAUGUGACUGUGUCCAAGUCUCGCAUGUGGUGGCUGAAGACCCUGCUGGACCACCACUACUGGUCGGAGGUGGUCGAUAAGGCAUCGCUGCCGAAAAACUGUGAGGAAGACCUGAAGAACUACCUACAAGCACUCGAGAAAGGAGAACUAUGGGCUUCGAAGAUGUACGAUGCGUCGGGGCAGUACCUCCCUAACAUCCUGUUCGGCAACGACUUCUGGAUGGGAUCUAGCAACGCGUGCCGCGACCUUCAGCUCAAGCAGUAUUAUCACAGCACACCGCCCUUCGACGCCACCUUCUUUGUCGCCAAGAUCAACAUCAGCCUCGACGGUGACCACCUGCCGCAAGGAAGGUCGUCGCUGAUCGGAGAAUGCCUGCCAGCUUCCUGCGACACGGCUGCGGUGGCGGCGGUGCUGGCGGCGGCGGAGCGUGCGGCGGCCGCGCGAGCUGCCGGCGCUGGUCUCCAAGGCUCUAUCCGCACCUACAACGUGCGACAAGUUCCUGGAUCCUACCAUUUGUUAAAAGACACCAAAUUUUAUGUUCUAGCGACAACACUUGGCGUUUUGUUGCUGUUGAUGCUGACGGCUUCACUGUAUGAGGGCUACCUGGAGAGGAGCUACCACUUGAAGCUGGCGCGAGACCUCGAGCGGCGCCACGACACUCACAAACCUAGCAAUAACAAUGUGCCUGCCGAUGAGAAGCGGACCGACGAUGACAAUAAAGAGAGGGACCUUCGGCGGGAGACUCGCGGAACGUUGGCGGAGUUGCUUCUAUCAUUCUCCAUACUUUCCAAUGGGAGGACUAUUCUGAGCACGCAAGCAGCGAGCGAAGGAGCUCUUACAAGUUUACACGGUAUAAGGUUCUUGUCAGUGACGUGGGUAAUUAUGGUCCACACAUACCUGACUGUGUUCUAUAUAGCGGACAACAAGACCAUGAGAAUAGUCACGGAACGAAACCUGAUGUACCAGUCCGUCGGCAAUGCCUCGUACUGUGUCGACUCAUUCUUCUUCAUCAGUGGAUUGCUGGUAACAGUGCUCUUCCUCAGAACAGAAGCGAAAAAAGCUAAGAAACAGUCUGACAAACAAGACAUGAACAAAAAUGUAUACACAAAUUCGGCUCUUUCGAUCUCUGUAAUAAGCCAGCAGUCAUUUAAGGAAGAUUUGCUAGACAAACCGAAAGCUAAAAUAUAUACUUGGAGAGAGCUUGUUAAUAUAUUUCGAUCCUUUUUCGUGCUGUUCACGUAUCGGAUUGUGAGACUAACACCAGCGUACGCCUUCGUCCUGUGGUUGACGCAGAUCAUCUUCACCUACGUACACAAUCAGGCAGUUUUCGAGCCCGCGGUCAUCGACCACUUAACCUGCGAGCAGUACUGGUGGAGAAACCUUCUUUACAUCAACAACUUCUAUCCCCAGAGAGAAAUCUGCAUGGUUUGGUCUUGGUACAUGGCCAAUGAUACCCAGUUUUACGUAGUCGGCAUAAUAAUACUCCUUUUAUCAGUAAAACACCUGAAAUUCGCUGGAGUAUUUCUCGGGGUGGUCCUUGUGAGCUCUUGGGCGACUACUAUAUAUAUCUCCGUCUGGCAUCAAUAUAAGGCUCGCAUUCAGGAGCCCUUCGAAAUGUUCGACGCUUUGUACGAUAAGCCGUGGUCCAGGAUCGGGCCAUAUCUAGUAGGUAUGGUCGUGGGCUGGUACUUACACCAAACGAAGUGCCAGGUGAAGAUACCCUACUGGCUGGUGGCAAUUGGUUGGGCCACCGCGCUGGCCAUCAUCGGCACCCUCAUCUUCGGCAUGGUUGACGGGUACUUCGAGGUCUGGCCGACCGCAUUGUACGUCAGUGUUGGACAUACAGCGUGGGGCGUAGCGCUGGCGUGGGUGUCCAUCGCUUGUUGCUGCGGGUACGGCGGGCUGAUCAACUCGUUCCUGUCCUACCGCGGGUUGUUGCCCCUCAGCCGGCUCACCUACUGCGCGUACCUCAUACACCCCACCAUCAUGGUGUACACCUCCUUCCACCUCGAUGGACCAUUCCACUUGCAGAAUUCCAUCGUACUGGUCGUGUACGCUGGCUACGCGGUGAUGGCGUUCCUAGCUUCGUUCGCCGUGUCGAUAACCUUCGAGGCCCCGGCUGUGAGGAUCCUGAAGAUUAUGAGCGGGGGCCUCCGAAGACCCACCAAGCACUGAACGCCUUUACAAUGUAACUAAAAUCUGUACCAUAAUUACUUUUAAGAACUGUAAGAUCGUAAGUAUAUUUCUUUCUAUCGAUGGAGUUUUUACAACAACGCUACGACCCACGGGUGGGACGAGGGUAACUAUGAUUUAGUUUAUAUUAUUGUCUUCGGAUUCACACGUAAGCAGUUC